Molecule: messenger RNA, 2627 nt
Organism: Pipra filicauda (Wire-tailed manakin)
Lineage: Eukaryota; Metazoa; Chordata; Aves; Passeriformes; Pipridae
Gene: POLR3G
Product: RNA polymerase III subunit G
Exons: 9
Coding region: 402-1049 (215 amino acids)
Biological process (GO): cell population proliferation; transcription by RNA polymerase III
Cellular component (GO): RNA polymerase III complex
Source: RefSeq, a predicted model, not a curated record
AGAAGCGCUCCUGGAUCCAGAAGAUGCCGCCGCCCAGGGGCUUGUGCGCGAACCACUCCAGCGCCGACAUGGCCCAGCCGCCGCUGAUCGGCGGCGGAGCACCCUCAACGUUCCGCGGGCGGGGCUGGCCCGGCCCGGCCCACUGCGGCAGCGGCGGGCGGAGCGCGAAGGUUGAGAAGCGGGGGAGCCUCGAAGGGGUCUACGAUCCACAAAACACAAUCGGGUGAUUCGUUCUGAGGAUACCGGGAACCCGUGGGAGUGCUCAGCCUCCUCCCGUCCGCUGCCGUCCGUCCAGCCGCCUCGCAGCUGCCAGGGAUCCCGAUUCCAGAGGACUUUCCCUCCCCAAGGCAUCGGCUGCCUUCCCCUGAGUGAGUGCCCGAGAAACUGAAUACUACCUCCAAAUGGCUGGGUCAGGUAGAGGAAGAGGACGUGCUUCGUUUACCUUCAACAUUGAGGCUAUUGGAUUUGGUAACGAUGCAGCUCUACCUGAUGUCAUCUGUAAGCCUCCACUACCAUUUCCAAGUACAGACGAUAAGCCAGUGCCUCUGAAAACAGGAGAAGAUGAAGACUACAUGUUGGCCUUAAAACAAGAUCUUAGAGGAACUAUGAAAAGAAUGCCUUACUUUUUGACAGUAGAAGAAGAACAUCAAGCAAUUGAGAGGUACAGUCAAAAGUACCAGGACAGUGAAAAGGAGCAGAAAACAUGGAUUCCAGAUUGGAGAAGACUCCCAAGAGAGAUGAAACCAAAGAAGACAACCAAAAAAGGUGCAAAACCAAAAAAGGCAAAAAACUUUGAGCCUAAAAGUAAUCUGGAUGUGAUAAAAAAAAUUGAGGAGUUGGAAAAGAAGGAUGAUGAAGAAGAAAAAUCUGAAGAUGAGAAAGACAAAACAAAAGACAAAGAAGGUGAAGAUGAUGAAGAAGCAGAAGAACCAGAUGAAUAUGAUGAAGAGGAACAUGAAGAGGAAAAUGACUACAUUUCCUCCUAUUUUGACGAUGGAGAUGACUUUGGUGCUGACAGUGAUGACAAUAUGGAUGAAGCAACAUACUAACUGUGGUUGCUACGUGCUACACUGCUCAAGCCUUACACUACCUGAAGUAGAAUUCUGGAGGUAGGCUGAAUAUCAACAGACCUAAUGCUUUAGCUCCAUUGGUUUUAAGCAGACUCUCCAAAACCACAUUGGAGUUUAAUUGUAUUAUGCUGUAAAAGAGGAUAUGAGAUCCUUUGGUUUGUUCUUUUGCCAAGUGUUUUGCAGAUAUGCGCCUUUUUAAGGUCUUCUGGAAUGCCUCCUGAUGGAGUAAGCUAUAUGCCAUUGUGUCACCUCUGCACAGAAAAAGAAUGUAUGCAUUUUACUUGAAAUUGUGCCUAAGCAUUUGCACUAGUCAGUUCUGUGCCUCAGCAGUGAAAUCUUGAAACCAGUCAUGAAAUUCUUGAUGACUGCAGCAAAAGAGAUAUGGCCUUUAUGGACAUAAACUGCUUGCAUUUGGCAGCUGACUUCUCUGAAAGAAGCUUAUGUAACUUCUGAGUUCAGGUGACUGGAAAUAAUUGAUGACUAAGCACUUUAAUAUAAACUGACUUGAAAAAACCUUAGAAAUAUAGACAAACAAUAUGACAGUAAUUUGAAAAGCCAUUACUGUAGUUAGAAGAAUACAUUGCUUUUAGUAUUUUGGUAAAAUGUAUUACAUUACCUUUAUGAAUCACCUUAAGUCAUAAUUAAGGACAAUUUGAUUUAAAAAGAAUAUAUGGCAGAAGUUAGGAAAUUACAAAAUCCUGGUUUCACCAGUUAGUGAAAAUUUCAGUCCUUUGCCUCAGUUUCUCUGCCUGUUACAGUCUUUCUUACCUCACAGAGCUGUUAAGUGAGAAGGCAGAUGAUAUGUAUCUAUGUAAUUGUUAAUGCAUUUGUUUACUUCCUACAGAACAAACAAGACAGAAACAGACAGCAAAUCAAUAGAAAAUAAAACCCAAAAAUGUUAGAAAAGAAUGUGGUGCAGUAUUUUAAUGCAUGAGGUUUUAAUUAGAAAAGCAAGGGGAGAAUGCUAAGAAUAGCAAAACCAGAAUGUUUGGAAACAUCAAUUUUAUUUAAGAACAAAAGUUGAAGUUUUGAAAAUUUAUUACUGAGUUUGAAUAAUACAGUAACAGUGUAUUCUUUGUGUCAUCUUUUGAUGGUACAAAAUAUUAUUGGUCAGUAUAAUUACAUUACUAUUGAUUGUUGUAGUUUUUUGGGUUUGGGGUUUUUUUUGGAUUUUUUUUUUUUUUAACUUUCUUAAAACAUGUUCCUGUUAACUAGUGCUGUUACUGGCGCUAAUGAAAAGUUUUAAACAAAACCAAUUCUUUUUAUCAGCAAAGGAAACUACAGUAGUUUUCCUUGCAUGUCUGGCAUUCUGUCAAGCAGUACUUCACCUCACUUGACUGGGAAACAGUUCUGCAUUAUUCUGUGCACUUCUAUAUGCAGUAAGAAUUUAGUCCUUAAGGUGUAGCUUUUAAAUGUUCUGAUAAAAUACGUAUCAUAUGUAAAGGAAAUUAAACUUAAAUGCUAUGCAGGUCACACCUCAGAGGUAUACCACUUUUAUUUUGAAGUGUUUAUUGACUACAAAUGUUUAAUAAAGAUUCUACUGCAUUGCAUAGGAAA